Eupeodes corollae is the source of this 3981-nucleotide messenger RNA. It is a transcript of the gene pain, whose product is annotated as transient receptor potential cation channel protein painless. Gene Ontology annotation, molecular function: protein binding; monoatomic ion channel activity. Gene Ontology annotation, biological process: transmembrane transport; monoatomic ion transport. The transcript is spliced from 5 exons. Gene Ontology annotation, cellular component: membrane. Lineage: Eukaryota; Metazoa; Arthropoda; Insecta; Diptera; Syrphidae. The record is from RefSeq and is a predicted model, not a curated record. The coding region runs from base 579 to 3290 and encodes 903 amino acids.
CAUGGCUCGAUCACUUGUUGAUUCAGAUUCCAUUUCAGUUACAAUUCUGUGUCGGUGCAUUUAAUAUCUUUAAAAUGCUGAUGAGCUCAUCAAAUUAUUUAUUUUGUCUUCUAUAAAUGUAAAUUGUGUCUGACGAUCGAUUGUUUGAUUAUAUUACAUGUUAACUCAUUUAAAUGUAAUUAGUUAAUAUCUUAACUUGUAUAUAUUUUAUUCGAUGCGUGAAAUCUAUGCGUGAAUAUUUUAUUUGUUUGGACAGUGUUGAAGUGACGUCAUUUAAUGAUUUUUUGUUAAACGCAAUUAAGAUUACAAUUUGAAUACCGUCGUAUGCUAAUUUUUUAUUUCUUAUGGCAUAAAGUCAACAAAUAAGUGUUUCCUUCAUUUCUGUCUCUAGAUACAUAUUAAUUAAAAGAGGAAUAAAAAUCUCAUUUGGACAUACCUACCUGAUAGAAUACGUUUCCGGAGCUGAAGAAAAAAGUACAUAUUUAUUGCAAAAGCUCCUACAUUUUUUUCUCGAGCGGAAAAAUUAAAAAACAAAUUAACAGAAUCUAGAUCAUAAAAAGGAACAAAAAACAGUCAAAAUGACGAAACCGAAUCGAUUUAUUAAUGUUUCAGACCUCAACAGUUGCGGUUUUGCUGACUCACAGGCUCUUUUGGCUACCGCAUUGGAACAAAGAAAUAUCCGAGAAUUUAAAGUUGCCUUGGAUAUGGGAGCAGAUCCAAAGCGACAAGAUUCCAAAUAUAUUAGUAUUUUUGAAAAAGCUUUACAAACGAAGGGUUGUGCUGAGUUUGUCAAAGAAUGUUUGGACUAUGGUUGUGAUCCCACUCAUUUCAAUAAACGCUCUAAUAAAACAGCUUUGAGUUAUGCAGCUGACUCUCAGGAUCCAAGGAUACUAAAAAUUCUUCUCGAUUAUAAGGAAAUUGAACUUAACCCAACAUACGCCAAUCUCACUCCACUCAAUAGUCUGGCCAAAAGUCUUUCAUCAGUGAACGCAGCAGACGUUGAAGCCUGCAUUGAUCUUCUUCUUCAAUAUGGUGCCUCUCCAAAUAUCCCCGAUCAGAGAGAUAUGACACCGAUUCUUUAUGUUCUUAAGAAUAAACAAAUUUCCACUGAACAAAAACGUCAAAUAGUCGAAAAGUUACUUUAUCAGCCAAAAAUUGAUCUGGAUACAUUUAGAGAUGGUGAAGCACGAAAUCUCCUGGAGAAAAACUUUCCAGAUUUGAGUCUACCUCCAGCUACUUCAAAUGCCGUUGAUUUAAAUUCACUUAUGGCUUUGUUGCACAACAAUAACGAAGAUAAAUUUUUAACAAGCUUUAGCGAUUUUCAACUGUACGCUUCUGAGAUGAAUAAUGGACCCAGUACACAGGAACCACACCUCGAACUUCUCAUUGAAACUAUAAAAAAAGGACUUCAUAAGGCUUUUGAUGCUAUUUUGAAGACCAUUUCUAAUAUCAAUGCUCUUCAUAAUGGUUGUAGUGCCAUCGAGAUUGCUUGUAUUUGGGGCAACUGGGUGGCUUUGGAAAAGUUGAUAGAUCGAGAAGACUUAAAACUUCACUAUCAACGAAGUCUCUUAGUGAUUGUGAUUAAGAAAUUGGAAGAAAAGCCUUUAUUGAAAAUGUGUGAUCAUAAAAAAUGCUUUUAUAUUCUUCUAAAUUGGAAAGGAAUUGAUAUUAAUGAAACUGAUUCGUCUGGCUCGACACCAUUGCACUAUGCUGUUAAGUACCGAAAUAAACAAGCUAUUCAGGAGCUAUUAAAACGUGGUGCUUACAUUGGGUUGAGAAGUAAGUUUAACGAUAUUCCCAUAGAUGCAAUGGAGUCAGAUCUUCUGGAGGAACACUUUGAUUCAUGCAUCACGACGAAUGGAUUUAAGCCAGGCGAUGAGAGCUUCGAAAUAAUAAUAAACUACAAAAAUCUCAUACCCACUCAGCCUGCUCAGGGCAAAUCUCCACAGUACAGCUUACGAGAUGAAAUGACUCCCAUAACUCACAUAGCAGAAUCCAAGGAAAUGCGGCAUCUUCUGAAGCAUCCCCUCAUCACAAGCUUUCUCUUUCUGAAAUGGCAUCGCUUAUCACUCGUAUUUUAUAUUAAUCUUCUUGUGUAUAGCUUGUUUUGCUGCUCAAUUGCCAUACACACCAUCCUAAAGUUUAAAGAGAGUGACAAUCAAGCUUUAAUAGGACUUUUUGGAGUCUUUUCGUUCAUCGGAAUUGGUUAUUUAAUUUUGCGAGAGCUGUUCCAAGCAAUGAUAGCCUCAAUGAAUUACCUAAGAUCUCCUGUCAACUAUGUUGAAAUAGUCUUAAUCAUCCUCUGUAUAGUGACGGUUAAGGAACAAAACUAUGAUCAACAGACCAGGAAAAUUGUGGCGGUUCUAAUGAUGCUCCUCUUGUCAGUGGAACUGUGUCUAAUAGUUGGAUCAAUACCGGUGUUGUCUAUUUCAACGCAUAUGCUUAUGCUGAAGGCUGUUUUGAAGAGUUUCAUGAAGAGCUUCGCGUUAUAUUCAAUAUUCGUUAUAACUUUCAGUCUGUGUUUCUAUAUUCUGUUCGGGAAACAAAGCGAAGAUGGUGAUUUUAAUGCUUUCUCUAAUCCACUAACAACAUUAAUUAAAAUAAUUGUGAUGCUGACUGGAGAAUUUGAUGCUGGAGACAUUGAAUUCCACACCGAAUUUAGCUACUUCUUUUUUCUAUUGUUUGUAAUUUUUAUGUCGAUCGUUUUGUACAAUUUACUCAAUGGAUUGGCUGUUAGUGAUACUCAGGCAAUCAAAGAACAGGCCGAAGUUAAUGGAUCAAUAUGUCGUGCUAAUUUAUUGACAUGUUACGAACGUCUUUUGAUCGGACAAAACCAUAGAACCAGUGUAAUUGUGAAUCACCAACCAUUUCUUGGUAUCUGUCGAAGACUUAUAAACCUCUUCCCCUAUUGUAUUUCGGGAACAUCUAUUUCUAUUUUGCCAAAUAAUCGAAAUAAGGUUUUCAUUCCGUUUACAUCAUCAUUGGAAUUAAUCAAUCAACAGGACCCAAGUUCGAGAAAAUCUUUGAUUUCCGUACAUGAUGUUAGUGAGCAGGAAAAAAAACUUCUUGAACCUCCAAUACAAUUUGUACCAUGUUGUUUAACUUGUAUAACGGGUAGAUGCUCGGAAAUGGACUCAAGGACUGUAAAAACUGCUCUGGCUGUUAUCGAAAGGAAAAAUGAAAUGAUUAAGGAAAACAGUCAAAUUGAAUUUCAAGAAAUUCGUCUCAAGAACAUUGAGGAUAAAAUAGAAAAAAUAUUUGAAAUGAUGCAAAAUAUGACUUCGCAAUAAAAACAAUUUUGUAUAGUUUAUACACCGAUUAAUUCUUGAAAAGAUGCCUAAUUUUUUAAAUUAUAUUUUUUGUACAUAAGUUCUAAGAUAAAAAAAUUAAAAGGAAAAAUCUCACUAUUAAUGUAUUAACAUAAGCCGUGUGCCGAUCAGAUAAAAAUCUAAUUUAAUUUGUUUCAAGUUAGUCUUGUUCAAAAUAUUGUCAACGGUCAACUUUACGGUAAUCUAUUUUAAACAAGGUAAAUUAAACUAUUACAAUUUUACACCAUUUAAACUCAAUUUUUGAAUUACUAUUUUGUACGUAUAUGUUAGGAAAUAAGUGUUUCUAAAACCUCAAAACUAAGAAAAAUAUAACUGAUUCCUAAAACCUUGUUACGGAUUAACGAAGACUAUGUACAUAUAACUUAUUAAUUAAUUUUAAAACUCCUAACCGUCAUUAACUUUUUAAAAUAUAAAAUACCAGAAUACACCGAAUUGUGAUCAAAUAAACAAAAUUCAAAAACAUAAAAUUACAAUUCCUGAAUUUAUAUAAUUUAUUUUGUAUAUUUAUGUGUUUUACCAGUGUAAAAAUUAAUUUUCUUUGAAUUCUAAUUCAAUCAAAAUAUAAAAUAUUAUUAACACUGAUCUAAAAUAUUAAACCAUAUCGUUAGCAAAAAGCAAUUUUUAAACAUUUUUUUAUAAAGGAGUAAAAUAA